Messenger RNA from Rhododendron vialii, 7394 nucleotides. RefSeq lists its product as uncharacterized. The record is from RefSeq and is a predicted model, not a curated record. The coding region runs from base 4776 to 5297 and encodes 173 amino acids. NCBI's taxonomy places the organism in Eukaryota, Viridiplantae, Streptophyta, Magnoliopsida, Ericales, Ericaceae. The transcript has 6 exons.
UUCUCCCUCCUGCCGCUUCCCCAUUUUAAUUCCUUCCGCAGACCCCAAACCCUGAUUCCUUCCACAAACCCCCAGCCAUGGACGACAACAACAACGGCCAAUAACCCGGCCUCUUCGUCGCCGCCCCCCAACUCACCCCUGACGACGCCCGCUCCCUCCUCUCCUCCUUCACCCACGACCGGCUCCUCUCUAUCGUCCAAUCCGCCACCCGACGUCCGAACGACCAUCCGAGAAACCCACGACCAGCUUCUCUCUCUCUCUCUCCUGCGAUCCGUGUUCACGAUUCCAUGGCCACUCUCUCUCUCUGCGAUGUUUCUUCGAUAGAAUUCCAAGCAGAAUAACUAUGCAUUUGGUCCAUUGCUUUGCUAGAUGGGAGGAAGAAGGGACGGUGAUUCUUCCCCAAUCGAUAGGUCCGUAGGCGAGGAAGAUGAGAACGAUGAAGAAGAUGGAUGAUCGACCUGGGUUUUGAAAGUUGGGAUGUUGUCAUCGUUCUCAUUGCAGGUUGUGUUGGAACAGUUGACUUCUUCUCCUUGGAGCAAUAUGCUUUUAAUGAUAUACUACAGCUUGGUAGUUGAAGCUAGGUGAGUAGUUGGAGUGACUGCUUGGGACAGGAAAUUCUUAUGAUCGAUUCUUUUGUUAUUUUCAACGUCUUUAAUUUGGUUACAGGUUAUUACAUAGUUUGAUAUUCGGGACACGGAUUAUCUAGGAUGCAAGUUAUGUAUAGCUUUUGUAUGUUUACUCCUAAAAUCGCUGCUUAGAUCUGCGAUUACAAAAAAAAUAUUUUGCUCAUGUAUGUAUUUGUGAUAUAUUAAAGCAACAUGAUGUGUGUAUCUGUGUUAGCCCAUUCCGCAUGGUUCUCUAUGAAAGUGAUGUUAGGACUUAAAAGUUUUUUGUAAUCUGUUCAUAUUAACUAGAUUUGUUAAUGUCUCUAUUAAAAUGUUCUCCCUCUUAUUAAAAACCAAAAAGAAUGCGUGUGGAGGUGCCUUAUGGCCUGUAUAUAGAACAGAAAAUUUAAAUUGCAAGGCAAAAAACUGAAAAACGAAUGUAAAAACUUAAAAAUGUACAAUCCAAAAAAAAGAGUACGAACAAGAUUCAAGUGUUUUGAUUAAGAUGAUAAGAUGCAAGUAUGCAACCUUGGCUUACUACAAUAUUUGCACCAUAAUGGAACUUACAAAGGACUGGCAUCUUGAUGUUGACUAUUUACUAUCAGGAAGUCUAUUUCAUACCAUGAAUAAUAAGAACCAGUUUUCGCUUGCCAAUUUUGGCUUGAUUUUGCCAAUUAAGUCCCUCGAUUGGCGUUUGUGGAUAUGAAUUUGUGUGUUUCAAUUUUGGCUGGAUUUGUAUGUGUUUAUCUUCGGUUGGAUUUCAAUUUCUCUCUUUGUAUUUGAGGUUUAUGGGUUCUGAGUGAGAGGAGAGAAAGAGAGGGAGAUGGGUAGAAUCUGGUACAUAUGGUGUUUUGGAAACCUAGGCUAUUGGGUACCCUUAUGUUGAACAGCUAGCUAAAGUAGAUAAAUACCACUCUUUUUAGGCAGUUUUCCUAGGAUUUUGCCUAGGCUAUCAGAGAUGCUCUAAAGCCUUUUCUCCUUGGCAGCGAGUGCUAACUGUGGACAUCUCCCACACUGUUUAUGCAUGUGCAGUCAGCUGAUGCUGAUCAUUAGACUCAUUCCUCUCUCUACUUGCCAAGCAUCUACGGAACUCUGGUGACGGCGAAACUCAACUCGAGAAUCCCAAAACAGUUGUAUAGUUGCUGUACAGAUUAUUGGUGUUUUUUUUUAUCAACUACACUACUACAGUAUCGGAAGAGGAAAAAAGAAAAAGAGGAAAACCCCACUCUGUUGAGCCAGGAAAAAAAAUGAUUUUUCUUUUGAUUUGUUUGCCAUGUUAUUUUCUUUCCCGGUUUAAGAAUGUGAAGCAGCGGAUACCCUAAUAAAAUGAUUUGGUUUGAUUUUCCCCUUAAGCUUCUUUGUUGAAUGGUGCAGAAUGUAGAUGCUCUCACUCUCAUCUUUAGCUCCCAAACCAAGGUGAGUUUCUUCUGUUUGAUAAGGCAAUAAAGCAGGGAGCGUUGGACUUAUCGGGCAAAUGGGAGGAUGAAUUUAGAGGGAAUGUUGUACCUAUUGAGAAAUUAUAUCAAUGCAGUUUUUUUUUUCCUGUCAAAACUUUUGCGAUGCGAAUAAAAGAAAAUUUUAUGUAUGUUAGUCCACAUAUAUCAAUUAAAAUGCCAUUUAGCAAGGGAAAAUUCACUAUUGUCAUUGGCCUGAAGCAAAAAAGACAUAUAUCGGAAACACACCCUUAUAGUAUAAAUGAUGUCUUAGAGAGAGAUAGAGUUCGUCGUCUUAAGAUAUGUCUUAAAAAUGUGGAUGAUUUGUGUGGCCAAUGAGUUUGUUUUGCAUGCAAGAAGUGUUGCAUUUCAUGCCAACAUACAGAGUUGUAGACUCUCGAGUAAUUGUAUUUUCUUGUUGCUAUAGUUCUUACGAUACAUGUCAAUGAUUUCCUGCGAAUUGGAAAGGAAAAGAAUACAGAAUUGUAGGUUGUUGCAUGUGAUUUUAUACUUUCUUCCAAGCUUCACCAGUUAUUAAUUUCCCUCAUUUUUAGUUAUGCUACUCUUCUUUGAUUUGAGCAUUUGGAAGUAGGGAUAUAUUUUCAUUAACUAGCGAGAUGUCUUUGAUAUGCUUUUCUAGAAUUGUUCAAUCCUUGUCUGAUUUAACCUUACCUCAACAGUCAAACAGCUUCGAUUUGACAUUCACAGUAAUUCAUAUCAUCUUCCAGUAGAAGGAAUGGAUAGCUAAACUUAGCUUACAACUUUUUCGAACAGAUCCCUCUUUCUCAUAUUUCUGAAGUUGUUUAUAGGACAUCAGCCGAUUGGCUUGGCCAUUGAUCUUUUGAAGCACUUGGUUCCUUUGUAUUGUGGUCAAUGGACAGCAUACUUACUGACCUGGCUAUCCAUCAAGGAGCAGCUAAGGGGUCAAAAAAGGUUUCUCAACAAGCAUCUGCAAAAUCUCAUGUUGCCAUAUUUGUGGUUUUAGCAAUGACAUUGCGACGAAAACCUUAGUUGUUGAUCAGUCUAAUGCCCAUAAUAAAGGAGAAUCCGAAAUACCAAGGCCAAGAUAAGCUUCCAAUCACAAUCUAGGUGAUUGCUUAGGUGAGACUAGAAAACACAAUUCGUUGAAUGGACGUUUCUUUGUUGUUUUGUUUGAGUAGUUCUCAAUCAAGAUUCAACUAAUUUCUCUUGGGCUUCUCAAUGUGAUUUGGUUCUGGGGCUUUACAUGUGAGUCUGUUACCUCUCGUCGAUGCUGAGCAGUAAAUCAAGUUGCAAUUCGCAGUCAAGAGUUGAUUUUACAGUUAGUGGAGAGGUUCGAAACUAUUGUAAUUAUUUCGAUGGCUACCCACUUCUCCUUGUUUUUUUUUCAUUCUUAUUUCUUGUUCUUGUUUUGGUGUGUCGGGAAUCCCAAAACAGUUGUACAGUUGCUGUACAGAUUAUUGGUGUUUUUUUUUUUUUAUCAACUACAGUUGGUGUUUUUUUUUUUACGAACAAAUCCAGUUUGCCAUAUCUUUGAACCAGCUCUACCUUCAACGCUGAACUGUCAUAGGAGACAAACUAAUUACAAGAGUAUUGAAUUUGAUUUUGCUCUGAUUUCGAAUCGAUACGCACAGAAUAAUCAACAACAUGCCAUCCUUCCUUUGUCUGGUUUUCAGGUAAGGCUUUUGCUCUUCUUGAAAGCAACACACGACUGGUACACAAUUUCAUCUCCCUGACCAUGCACUGCAACUGCAACAAUCACUCACUCAUUCUCUGCAACGGGCAAGAAACACCCUCUUCAACGGGCAUGAUUCUCGUGCCUCGCACGAGGCCAGACCUAUAUUUAAAAAUAUUCAAUGUGUGACAUCGGACAGUUAUGUGUUCGUGCAUUGCUAAUUUGCCAUUUAGUAAGUUAUGUCUACUUAACGUAAAAAAAUACUAGCACAUCACCAUAGGCAAAUGAUUAUUGUCACGAUAAGUAAUAUUCUUUUUGAUAACUCAGGUGGCCAGGUCAAUUUACGCGCACCUUGACUAAAUUUGAGGGAUCAGUCCCACCGCGGCACCACCUACUUACGUGGCAUACACAAUAAGCAAUAUUUGCUCUUAACAUAGAUCAAUACAUUUGUUGAGAUAUACUACCAUCAAAUAACAAUAGUAAAAGAUCUGAGGAGGCUAGGCUGCCUAGGCACCCCAAUUUCAAUUAUUCUUAUAGGUGAUCAAUCCGUCAGGUGAAAGAGAAACUGUUAACUUGGAUCAUACUCUAUGCAUUCAUAUAUAUGCUGCGUAUGCUUUACUUCAUUCUCCUUCUCCUUCCUAUUGCCACAAGACUCACCUUUUACUGACAUCAAAACCGACACAUUGAAACAGGGUUUGAUUUGAUCUAUAUAUAUCAUAAAAAAUGCUACGCCCACCGCUCAACUUUCACUGUUCUUCCCACCGCUCUCAAUUUUACCGUCAAAAAAUGUAUGGUCCAGAUUUUAACAAACUCUUUUAGGGAAGAGUUAAAAAAUCUGGACUAUUAUUUGCCAAGACGGACGAUAUAAAUGUUGAACGGUGAAUAUUAAGCGAUAGAGGUAGUCUUGCUUAUAUAUCAUCUGCUAUGAACCCUAUGCUUUUGUUUCAUAGUAUUCCCUUGCCUUUUCACGUUUCCAACCGUUAUCCAACCGUUAUAUAAAAAGAGGCAGUUUUUCAGAUCUCCUAAAUUCAAUUUGGACGAAUUUACCCUUUAAUUUGGCCCGUUUAACGGAUUGCCCAGCGUAUGGGGGUAGUUGGGUCAUUUCGUUGCCGCCUGUGCCUGUGUACAGAUGUCGCUGUUCGGCCGUCCCCCGGGAUUCGUGAUGAAUUCGGUGCGUCCAUUUGGGCUGCUUCUUUUACAGCGUCUCUCUCUCGCCUCCCUCUCUGUUCUGUCUCUGUUUGCUGGCUCUCUGCUCCUCCUUCGAUCAACGACCGCUGCAUCGCAUCGCCACACGGAUUCUCUACUCCAUCAACGGCAUCACCAUCGGGUGUGUAUUAUUUGCAAACUGCUCAGGGAGAAAAGGUGAUUUGUGCUAUUCCCAUUCCUGGUGAGGGAAAUCACAUGACGCAUAGGCCCUUCGAUACUUUUCUUGAGGAAUACCAUGGUGUGUCGCCCUCAACCUGCACUUUGGAAUGGAAUUUUAAGUUCCAAUUAGCUGCAUGGCUGGAUGGCAUUGUGUACUAUUCCUUCUUGCAGUAUAGCGAAGAAGGUGUAGGCAGCUGCUGGCUUUUGGCGCAUGCCAGUCCUGUUAAUGUUGUGCAGUGAUUGCCACAAGGGCUUCGGCGAUACUUCCUGCCUGCUGGUUCAGCAACAUGGAUUUUGAUUGCACAUGGAUAUAGGAUCUGGCCGGUAAAGGUUGUGAAUCAGCAAUUUUCUGAUGGUUGGGAUGAAUUCCGUGAUAUUUUGGUCUUUCUUUUUUCCUGUCUUCCUUCGGGCUGGAGAUAAAAAAUUUGAAUAAAAACGAAAAAAUACGUUACCUAACUUUUCAAUCCAAACCGACCCGAGAAGUAGCAAUUGCGUGCCAUUAUAGUAUAUUACACUAAAGAACAAUUGCCAGCUUCGGUAAUUCAUCCAUCAAGGUUAAAAUUCAUACUUCUCAUGGCAAUAAUUUGGUCAAGAAUCUCUUUUUUUUUCCUUUUUUUUGAACCGAGUCAGAGAAUCUCUUGAGCCCUCAAUUGGACACACGAAUAUGACCGGAUUACGUUAAGGAAUAUGAAAAAUUCUGCAAACACACUUAAAACCACCACUUUGAGCUUGUUAGAGACCUUCCGACAAACAAGCAUGAAAGGAAAAAAGGAAAAAAUAGUCCUACUUGCAAUUUUAACCCAUAUAUUUUAAGUAAUAACAUAUUUACUCUCGCGCGUAUCUGAAACAUAUCCGAGCAUGUCCAACACAUAUCAGAUAUGUAUCCAAAGUGUAUCCGAAAGUAUUUGAAACGUAUCGGGAUACUCAAAAAUAAUUCUAAAAGCAGGAUACUUUAAAAAGCGUAUUAGAUACAUCUCUGGAAAAUAUCCGAGAGUAUCAGUAUUCAAUACGGAUACGAUACUUGAUAUGGAGGCCAAAUAGAGUAUCCAUGCUUCAUAAAAUUUAAUUUCCCAACAUUUGAGCUUGCUAAGUGAAAUUCAUUAUUAAUCCAGCUAAUCAUACCCAUGAAGAAUUUUACUAAGAAGUUUGGAUUUUAUAAAGAGACUUCAUUACAGCGCAUUACUAUGUUAAAAAAGAGUGGGGAAAAGCAUAAUUUUCAUAGAUCCACCUGCUUCGAUAUCAUUUGAGAAGGCUUUUUAAAAAAGAUUGGGUCUGGGUCUUCUAGGUGGGGCUGUGGUGGGGGUCUUGAGUCUUGGGCUUUAGGUGUUAUCCUCUUUUCUCCCUUUGCUUUGUUUGGGUUGAUUUUGGAGUUAGGGGUCUAGGUUAGCUCUCUUGUUUGGGUUGGCGUGUGUCUGGGUGGUGGGGUUGGUGUUCUUAUUUUUGGUCCUUUCUUUGUUGUUCCUGGGUUGAGUGUGAGGUGGUGUUUGUCCCCUAUUGUGUGUUACAGUCUUUUUCUUUUGUGGUUUUUCCUUUUUUGGAGUCUAUAGUGUCUUCUUGUCUGCUCUCAUCCUAACUCUCGGAGGGCUGUGCUGCAAUCUUUGUAACUUUUAAGUGUUGCUGCUCCAAUAUUGGUGUUGUGGUAUGCUCCCUUGAUGCUGUUUCUGCUGUGGUUGUUGAAUGACUUGUUCUUUGUUCUUGCAACUCCAACUCUUGGAGGGCUAACAGUCAUAUGGAUUCUUUGGGCUACACCUACUGCUGGUCCUUUUGUACCUAUUGAGCGGGUGUGGUAUUUUCCUAUUUUCAACUCCCAACUUUGGGGAGGUCUAAGAGGCGUACUGGAUGUCAGUCCUCUUCUCAAAUCCUAGAUGUUAUGGAGGGCUAAUGAGGUCAAUGAAAGUUGAAGUUUAUGGACAAGAAGUCACGAAGAUGUUGUGUGAAAAUCCAAUACUCUUUCAACUCCACAGCUUUGGAGGGCUAAAGAGUAUCAGUCAAGUGUGGGCCUUACCUGAAUUGAGGCAAAGCUGUUAUUUCCUGCAGGUGGUGAUUCAUGAAGAAUUUCAGAAUUUCGGUAUCUCAACUAUCCAAAUGCUUAUUAUAUUCACGUGUGUGCCAUUAUCUCUUUACAACUCCCAACCGUGCGGAGGGCUAAAAGAUAGUUGGAUUACUAUUGGCUUUUUGAGCAUGUUUUACUGUCCAACUGUUGAUGCUCCUAUUGAUAUUGGCCAUUGCUGUAUAACAAGUUGAACUAUUGCUGCAAUGUUGAUGUUUCUUGCUGGAAAUCAGUUUGUUGGGUUCCAUGAUUUAAUGGGAAUGCUUUCUCCUUUUUUUUGCUAAGCA